Hemicordylus capensis (graceful crag lizard) is the source of this 2829-nucleotide messenger RNA. It is a transcript of the gene CEP78, whose product is annotated as centrosomal protein 78. The record is from RefSeq and is a predicted model, not a curated record. The coding region runs from base 203 to 2506 and encodes 767 amino acids. The transcript has 17 exons. NCBI's taxonomy places the organism in Eukaryota, Metazoa, Chordata, Lepidosauria, Squamata, Cordylidae. Gene Ontology annotation, molecular function: protein binding. Gene Ontology annotation, cellular component: centrosome.
GGUGGCGGGGCCGAGAUGGGAAGAAGGGAUGUUGGCAGCAGAGGGUGGUCUCUUCUUCGCCAAGUUUCUUCCUUCUUGGGUUGCGACUGAUUUUCCUGGCAGGGUUUCUGUUGGUCGAAUGUCAGGCUCCUGCCGACCAACCUGUGCUGCUCGCGCCCGGUCUGCGGGGUGGUUUGCAUCCCAACUUGGCACAUGACUAGAAAUGAUUGACUCUGUCAAAAUAAGGAGACAGUGCAGCUUGGAUUUUUACUCUCAUUAUGAGCACCUGUGUGCAGUUCAAGGCUGUAUACCUAUAGCAUCUAUGAAAACUGGGAUACGUCGUGGUGUUCUUGAUAUAAAUGCAGAUCGUGUCAAAGGUGCUGACUGGAUACCCCUUCUGAAUGCUAUCAGGCACAACAAGACUUUGACUUCUAUUGCCAUAAGGAGCUUCCACCAUCAAGGACCUGGAGACUCAGGUGUUGAACGACUGGGAACCCACAUAAGAAGACGAAUUCCAGCAAUACGAUCCAAAGAUCUGACUGGCCAACUAUGUAAAGCUAUUAAAAGUUGUCUGACCAUCUCCAGUACCUUAACAACUCUGGAACUACAAGGGUUGCUUUUGAGGGAAAGAGACUUAAUAUUACUGACAAAAGGGUUGGCUAGCACAUCAUCUUUAGAGAGCCUGUCUUUAGCACACUCACCAGUUGGUGAUGGAGGUUUGGAAAUAAUCUGUCAAAGUGUGAAGAAUUCAGCUUGUAUCAAAUCUAUAGACUUUACAGGGUGCAGUUUGACCUGGCGGGGUGCAGAACAUAUGGCCAACAUUUUAAAGCACCAGGCAAUGAAAAGACAUGGUGAAGCUUGGGCCGAAAGCUUGCGCUACAGGAGACCUGACUUAGAUUGCAUGGCUGGUUUGAGGCGCAUCACACUCAACUGCAACUCGCUUGUUGGUGACCAAGGUGCUGCUGUCUUAGCAGAAUGCCUUGGAGAAGACCUGUGGCUAAAAGCACUUGAUAUGCAGCAAUGUGGAAUUACCAAUGAGGGAGCAAAAUCAUUCUUGGAUGCUUUUAAGACUAAUACAACGCUAGUGGUGCUGGACAUCAGAAAAAAUCCAUUAGUAGAUCAUGCUUUAAUGAAGAAAAUAAUUGAAAAGGUUCUCAUGAAUGCAGAUGGAGCUAAACUGGAGUACAAGUGGCUUCCAUCUCCAUCUUCAAAGGACUUUAAAAAUAAACCCAAAAAAAGAACAGUUGUCUUAGGAAAUGGCCGGAAAGGAAAAGCUACAAUUCGUAUUGUAAUUUGGAGACACAGAGGACUUGCAUCAAAAAAGUCCAUAAGUCCUGGUAAGUCUUCAUGUGAUCAAGAUGGUUAUGCUCCAAAGCCAUUGCCCCCAGGGGCACGUGGCUUCCUGCCUUGGCGUACUGCAGAGCGUGCUAAACAGCACAGGGCUUCAUCUGCAAACAGAAUCCAUGAGUUGCCACUGCAAAUUCAGGCUGGUAUUCCUGUAAAAGUUACUGUAGAAAGUGCUUCUACAUCUGAAAAUGAAACAGACGGUGUCAUAGAUGAUAUUUGUGAAUCUGAUGUUGCAAAGUCUUCAGAAAUAAUUGAAUUAAAACAAUGCCAUCACUUACAGAUGGAUUAUGAAGAAUGUCAGUUAAGAUUAAAAGAAGAGCAAAAAGCAAGGGUUAAUGCUGAAGAACGAAUAAUGGAGCUGGAAGCAGAAAACACUCGAUUACGGAAUCUAAACUAUUCACUAUCAGAGAUUCUUCAAGCACAGUCAGUAGCCAGCACAAUUCUGGAAGAUGAAGGAGUUUUGGGUAGUAUUGAGAGCUCUUUCCAAAAGUUUCAUGCUUUUUUAGAUCUUCUUAAAGAUGCUGGACUUGGACAGCUUGCACAAAUGGCUGGUAUAGACCAAUCAGAUUUUGGCUUGUUGCGCCAUCCCCAAAUGACUUCUACUCUAAGUAAACCUGCUAUAACACAAAGGGAGAAAUCAUUUGAGGAAGAAAGACAAGAACACAUGCAGAAUCAUAAAAUUGCUGGAUCAGUUUCUCUUCCCAAUUUUGUCAGUUUCCAGUCUAACUUGACUCCAUUUCAAGUCUUGCCUGCUCAUAAUGCACUGUCUGCUGCAGGAGAAGUACAAGAACUUCAGGUCACUGUUCCAUUCCAGCAAAGUUUAUGGCAAGACAUUGAAAGUAAAAUUGAAAACUGGAGAAUGGAAGAAAAUGCAUCCAAAAACAGCCAGGCUGCAUCUUCUGAGAAGAGCAGCCAACCUGUGGAUUUGGAAGCAAAGGAGUUUUCUAUUAGAGAGCCAGCUAAUAGUCACCAUUCACAUUCUGAUCCCAGUGUAAAUCUGUAUAGUGGGAAUAGUAGCAAAUUCAGUGCCCGUGGUAGUGAAAAUAGUAAACUUUCUUCAAAAAGACUUCCCCAUUCUACAAGCUUUGCUGCUAGAGGAGAUACUGACCCUUCUAGAAAUGACACAAUGGGGUCAGAUUCUGAAAUACAAGAAAGCAUCCAUUCUAAGUCAACCCUGUGAGAACUUCUGUUUCUGGUGGUUAAAGAAUAGGUUUGCUGAGAAUCCAUUCAGUGCACGGAUCUCUGAGAGGAAAAUGUGAUUAUGCAACAACCUGCGUUCUUGGGAUCUCUGUGUCUGUGCACUUGCUAGGUAAAACUUAGCAAGAAUUUGCUGGCAGUAAGAAUUUGCUGGCAGUAUCCAAAACAGCUGAUUGUGCUUUGUAUGUUUUAUAUGGCUUUUAUAAAGGAUCUAAUCCAAAUUAUCCUCGUGCAAUUCUAAUGCAAGUAAAGGUUUUUUAAUAAAUCAGCUCUGAGUGAAUAAAAUAGACUGUGGGUGGCUUUUUA